CAAAAUAUGGGUAAACCAAACAUUGUUGUCUGCUUUUUGUUGCUGGUUUGAGCAGUAAUUGCCAAGGAAAGACUCGAAUUUGUGUUCCAAUACAAUAGCGCAGCUGAAAGAACUCCUCUGUACAAAGAUCAGUAUUUCAAUAUUACUAAAAACAAUUAUGGGCAAGGACCAAACAUGAUUACUUUGACAGGGCUCAGGAAUUCUUUUAACCAGGGAGAAAAGUUUAGAUCUCAUUAUACAAAUGAUCAUCCAUACUUCCUGUCUCCACGCUAUGAUCCAACAGAGUAUUUCAUCAGGACCUUCACUGAUAACCCCAGUAUCAUGAGUGCUUACUCCUUCAUGCUUGGAGCACAUCCAGAACAAGUUGAAGGACUCGGAUUGAUCAGAGAAAGUGAUGACAAGCCUCCUCUGCAAGAUGCCCAUAUUGACGAUGCUAGAAGAGCUCUUUACCUUGACAGACCAGAGGACAAAGCAAAGCCAAUAUAUAUCCAUACUGGGAAUGCAGACGGAUUCUUCUUCAGAAACAUCAAGAAAAUGUAUCCUGGACUUGAAAAAGACUUCAAUGAAAACAUGAAGAGAGCUUCUUCAGAGUUCGAAUCCAGAUAUGGAGAUGAACUCUAUAAGAGACUUGCCUUCUCUAUGGGAAGGAACAUCGGAGACUUGAACUUUGACAGUGUUGCUCAGUUCCUAGAUGAUUACAUUUCCGCAUUUGCUAAUGGAAAAUCCACCAGUCCGUUUAAUUUCAAUGAAGAUACAAUGGAUCUUAUCAGUAGAUACUAUUACUUCUUGAUUCAUCAAGGGCUGCUCAGAGAUCCAGCCUUGAACAAAGUUAUUGCUCAUCCAUUCUUAUACUCCCUUUUGAGAGAGAUUCUCUUCAAAGCUCAAGAUUACACAGAUAUUGCCAGAUGGGAGGGCCCAUGCGUCACUAGCAAGGUAUCCUUAGCUUUUGGUAAUAGAUUGACCUACCUCGCUGCUUUGAGAACUCUGGACCUCGAUGAUGAUGUGACUUACAACCCUGGAUGGGGAGAUCAACUUACCUUCGAGCUCUACCAAGAAGCAGGUGAAUGGUUUGUUAGAAUCUACAACAAUAAUGAAUUAGUAAGGUCCAUCUCAAGAGAUGGAAAAAUCCCCCUGGAGCAAUUCAAAACCUACGUUUGCACCAGACUUUACUACGGAGACAUGGAUGCUGUUGAAGCUGGCUAUGAGGAUUAUCACAAAAAAGCUCAGAUCAAAGGAAACCAAUGCAAGAGCUUAACUCAGGUGGUCCCACUCUUUGGAUGCACCUUGAAGAAGGAAUAUAAUUAUGAUCAGAGUGGAAGAAGUGACCUCGGAUGGACACAAAAUGAGCUAAGAAAGAACGAUAACUUUAGACAAUAUGGAGGAAGAGCUCCUACUGAUGAUUCUCUGUACUUUAUUAAAGCUAAACAGAACUCUGGAUAUUCUUACUCUUAUAAUUACGGAACUAAUUCAAAUGGAUAUGCAAACACUGAAGAUAACUUGAUGGCUAAUAAUGCAGCAGGCGGAUACGAUACUAAUUUCUAUGGAGGCAACAAUGGAUAUCAAUACUCAUACAACUCAGGAGACAGCUACCAAAACAACAGAAAUAUCUAUAGUGAUUCUUAUGGCUCAGAUAAUAUGAAAACCUAUGGUACACACUCAGACACGAGAAAUCAGCAGGGCAAUGAUUUCUACAGUGCAAACCAAGGAAACUAUGUUGUUGCCCAACCAAACACUAACCAGAACAAUUAUUACUCCAACAACUACGCCAACAACCAGAAGACUAUCCCAGUGACUGUAGAGCAUCAGACUGCUAAAUACGUCGUUGAAGAACAAUGUGAUUUACUCACACCUGUUCCUCCUUGAAAGAAGGAAUUCAACUUAUUCAGAGCUAAUCCAGUCGUGGUGAAGCAGAGACAGAGCCAGACUCAGACUGUCGCACCUGUUCAGAAUCAGAACUAUAACACACAGUACUCCUACAAUGUUCAGCUUGAUCCUGUAAUUCAGCCUGUGCAAUACAAUCAGCAAAAUCAGAACACGAAUGGCUAUAGGUAUUAGUUAAGAACUCAAUUG
This is a messenger RNA of Moneuplotes crassus, 2070 nucleotides long. The record is from the annotation of a GenBank genome assembly. Lineage: Eukaryota; Ciliophora; Spirotrichea; Euplotida; Euplotidae.